This is a messenger RNA of Cydia splendana, 1099 nucleotides long. Its product is annotated as gustatory receptor for sugar taste 64a-like. The transcript is spliced from 7 exons. Gene Ontology annotation, biological process: detection of chemical stimulus involved in sensory perception of taste; sensory perception of chemical stimulus. Bases 125 to 1099 code for a protein of 324 amino acids. NCBI's taxonomy places the organism in Eukaryota, Metazoa, Arthropoda, Insecta, Lepidoptera, Tortricidae. Gene Ontology annotation, molecular function: taste receptor activity. The record is from RefSeq and is a predicted model, not a curated record. Gene Ontology annotation, cellular component: membrane.
CAUGCGGAACAAUGUACGAAAUUCUUUGUGCUUAGCUACCGUAGGUACUUUAUAUGAAGGUUCGAAGGAAAGAGAUGCAACACAAUCCAAUAGGUAAGUAUUAGUACGAUUAACGAAACUUAACAUGUAUUUAUUUACAGGUAGUGUGAUCGCGCGUUUAUCUGGUGCUAUAUUCUAUGGAAAUGCUUUAUUUUCGCAAAUACUAACAUGGAAUUUCAUAACAUCUUGGCAAGACUUAAGUUAUCAUUGGGCGAGAUCCGAAAGAGCAUUUCCUUUAUUGCAAGAUGAUACCAUACGGAAAAAGAUGAUCAUUACAACAAGUGUUGUUUCCGCUUGCGCUUUUUUGGAACACGUAUUAAGUAUGAUGGCAGCGACAGGUUUUGAUUGCCCACCCGAGGAAUAUUUUGAACGAUACAUUUUGAGCUCACAUGGUUUUUUGCUUAAUUCAUAUGAAUACCGUUUGUACUUGGGAGUACCCAUAUUCUUACUAAGUAAAUUUGCCACUAUCAUGUGGAAUUUUCAGGAUUUGAUCAUCAUUCUUGUUAGUAUGGGGUUGACUUCAAAGUAUCGCAGAUUGAAUUGGAGAACGUAUUGUAUUAUAAAAACAGUAAAACACAAUAAAUACAACCAAAGCAUUAAGAAGCAAGUGCAAACGUGGCGCCGGCUUAGGCAGGCGUACGUCCAGCAGGCGGCACUGGUGCGCAGGGUUGGCGAUAAACUGAGCGCUUUGAUCCUGCUUUCAAAUUUGAACAAUUUGUAUUUCAUUUGCUUGCAACUUUUUCUUGGGAUAAACAACGAACAAGGACCACCGAUAAAUAGGAUUUACUAUAUGUUAUCUCUAAGUUGGUUAAUAUCAAGAGCCUGCGGUGUAGUCCUAGCAGCGGCCGAUAUUCAGAUACAUUCACAAAGCGUCUUACCUCUUCUGCAAACAACGUGCCACGGAUGCAAUGUUGAGGUUGACAGGCUGAAAACUCAGCUGAAGUUUGAUUGGGUGGCGUUGCAAGGAAUGGGACUAUUUUCUCUAGAUAGAACGCUAUUACUGAAAGUGGCGGCUGCUAUUAUUAAAUACGAAUUAAUAUUAAUUAUGUUUGAUAAUUAG